AUGUCUUCCACAGCUGCCGACGUGAACCGUCCUUCAGCAGAUGCUGUCUUUGAGAAGUCACACAACCACAAUCUCAACAUCACCUCCUCUCACAAUGGCAUGACCAUCUCGCCAGAGCUGUUCGAGAAGCUGUACCUGACCCCCAAAACUCCCCGCCAUGGCAACAACAUCAAACGCUUCGCCAAUGCCGUACCUAUGGGUUUCACUGGCUUCGUCAUCUCGACCUUCACCUUCUCCAUGAUCCUCAUGGGCUUCGCUGGUACCAGCAGUCUCGCUGGUGUUGUCGGUAUCUUCUUCUUCACUGGCCCUGUUCUUCUUGGUCUCGCUGCCAUCUUUGAGUUCAUCCAGGGCAACUUCUUUACCGUAAGCCACAUAACGUCGACGAUAUAUAUUAAAGGUGUUAACAACGCUGUANNGAUGAACUCUCUCUCACUCUUCUGUGUCUUCUGGCUUUCUUUCGGCAUGAUCCAGCUUCCUUCCCUUGGCAUCGCUGCUUCAUACUCNCCCACUGGUAACGCUGCUGAGGGUGCUGCCAGCGCCGAUUACAACAACGCUAUUGCUCUUUACCUUAUCGUCUGGGGCUUUGCUUUCAUUACCUACUUCAUCUUCUCGCUCAAGACAAACGCCAUUUUUGCUGGUAUCUUUGGUUUCGCCUUCAUUGCUGUCUUCAUUCUUGCCGGUGCUUACUUCAAGGUCGGUACUGGUGACUACGCCAUGGCUGGUAACCUCCAGAUCGUAACGUUGGGUUGGUACAUCACCUUCGUCAUCAUGGCUGCUGAGAUGCGUCUGGGCAUCAACUUCCCUGUCGGCGACCUCAGCCACCUCUGGCCUGCCACCGACGUCGAGUUGACUGAGAUUGAGAAGCAGGCUUAA
This is a messenger RNA of Aureobasidium musti, 873 nucleotides long. The record is from the annotation of a GenBank genome assembly. Lineage: Eukaryota; Fungi; Ascomycota; Dothideomycetes; Dothideales; Saccotheciaceae.